GGCCUGGGCCUGGGCCUGGGCAGCGGGGCAGGAGGGCUGCUGAGAGUCGAGGCUGGGGCUCACGUAGGCGGGGGAGUUCCGAGGAGACCGUGUGCUGGGGGAGGGUGAGGCGUGGGGGGCGCUGGGACCCCCGUAGGCCUCUGCUGUGAGGUGGUGAGGUGGAGUUGGGCCAUGCUGCGAAAGGCGGAGUGGUGCUACUGAGGCCUGGGCCCCGGGGGCUGUGUGCAGGUGGAUCUCUAUUCCUGUCAGUGAUAAAUAAUAAAACACCGCUUCCCUUCCGUGCGUGGCCUCAGGCAGCACUUAUGUCGAGCCGCGGCCUAUUUUGCUGGAUGUGUACGUGGCAGCCUGUUGUGUUUUCACAGUGUCCCAGCUUCUUUUUGAGGAGCAAAAUAUCUGCUGUAUAUUUGGGCCUGUGCUUGCGUGCUUCCUCCCCACAGAGGCCAGGAGUUCGAAUCGUUACCCACAGAUAGAAUUUUGUUGUUGUUAAUUAGAUAAUGAGAUGCAGAGCUGUGCUCCUCUUGGUUUUCAGAUGAGGUUUUGCCUGCUUGGAGCUGACCUGAAUGGCCACAGGAGGCACAGAGCAGGAUCUGUCCCCAGCAGCAUGCCUGCACUCAGUGAGCGCUAAUGGAGCCUUCACUGCAGCCACGUGUGGAAAUCAGGUCUGCGAGUCAGUGAGGCUGGCAAUGAUUAAACCCUUCAGCACCUCAUGCAGGGUUUUCUGGGACCGUUUUGCUGCAUGCGGUGCCUCUCAUUGCUGACCUGGUUUGCCCUUGUGCUAUGGGCUGAAGUGGGAGUGUGAGGAUGGCUCUGGGAUCUGGCCCCUUUGAUGUGGUAUCACCUGCUAAAUUCUCCCCCCAAAUGACCUGUUUUCUGCUGCCUGACUGCGUGGAUAUCGGCAGAGGUACGGCCAUUCCUGAGGCUGCACUCCCCUCUGCUGGAAAGCCACAACCUCACAGUUGAUCCUGCUCAAGAGGAGGCUUCACCCGGGAGAAAGCCCCGAGUCCAGCAGGGCAGUGCAGCGCUUGGAAUCCUGCAGGCACAGCCUGGAUGUGCACAGUGACUUCAGUGUCCCCUAAACAUGUACUGGUGGCGGUGUGGGGGGAUGGUGAGGACAGUGAGGGUCCCCUGAGGACACUGUUCUGGGUGCAUGGAACUGCUCUGAGUCCCUGCUUUGUGCAGGCAUUGUCGCCAUCGCUGCAGCUGCAGUGAUGAGAAGUGGCUUCCCCCAGGCUCAGCCACAGGUCUGAGCCAAUGGCUCUGGCUGGGGAGCAGAUCAAACUGUGGUUGGUGUUGGUGGAGGAGCAGUCCUUCGCCCAGCAAUAGCUGGGGAUCACAAAAAUUAACUAAUUUGAAGCUCACGUGGCCCCCUUGCUGGUGCAAGUGCACUGUUCCCAGCUUUGAGAAGAGCUUCAGUGCUUUUCCCCUCCCUCCCUGUGGGUGAAGUGACUGAUUGCGGUCACGUUGAGCCGAGUUCCCAGCGAGCUGUGUGACUUCCCUGCCUCUGACAAGCGUUCCCUGCCUGCGGCAGCCCCGGACUCUGCGCACACGGGGACAAUGCAGGAGGGUUUGGGUGCUCAGGGUGCAGCCUGGCACGUCAGCAGUGCUGGCCCCGAGCUCCCUGAGCUGGAUGUGGCCAUGUGGGGCUCAAAUGCAUGGGUUGCGGUGUGAGGCUGCUGAGCUCUGGUUGUAUCCACACCCUGAUGCUUGUAGGAUUGCAUCCUGGCUGUGCUGUGCAGCCUGGUGCCUUCAACCUCUUUUUUUCCUCAGCUGUCUUACUUCCCAUGGGGCGAGCUGCUCUCCCCCAUCAUCUGAAAAUUGCUGCUCAGCAGCUUUUGCAUCCUGCUUAGCUGCAAGGGAUGUGGGAGGAAUUGAGGGAUGGGACAGCCCUGGCUGAGCCUUGAACCUGGGAGGCAGCCAUGAGGCCACAAGCAAUCCUUCUGCCCAGCACCUCGAGCAUCCUCAUCUGAAGGUGCCCUGGGAGCAGGCCUGCCAUUAACAUCCCUUCGGGGGCACAUUAAUUAUUUUGCUGGAGGUGCAGAGCAGCCAGCAGCCUUCCCUAAUGCUCGGCUCAGCCGAAAGACAGACGCAGUGUUGAGGCUGUUUCUCUUUUUGUCCUUGGCUGGUUGGAGGCUUGAAAUAAAUGCGGUGGCUGAGGUGCUGAUGGCUGACACCCAAUGUGGGGCUGUGAUGGGUUGGGGGGGAGGAUUCCUACUCUGCAUCCCCUCCCGUGCUGAUUUCUUCACCCAGAGAAGCUCAGCCCAGCUGGGUGUGGGAUGUGCCCAGGAAAAAGGGUUGAAAGAACCUCAUAAACAGGAAUGGGAGCAACUUUGGACGUGAUCUGGUAGUGAUGGGAUGAGAGGGAAUGGCUUUGAAUGAAAAGAGGCGGAAGUUGGGGCUAGGGAGUUUUGGGGUCAAUUUAGGCUUCCUGCUGUGGUUCUAUGAAUAUUGCAGAGCUGCCCUUUGGUGGGGACCAGGGGCAGGGAUUCGCUGAGUGCCACCAGCAUUAAUUGGGUCACGGCUUGUUAAUUGGAGCACUGCUCAUUGAUUGGGGUACCAAGGAUGCUGAGAGCCCAGGGGUCUCAACCACGCCUCCCCCCCCCCAUCAUGCAGUGCAGGUCCCGCACACCCGCUCGUUUCCCACGAGCUAAUUAAGAGGCGCGCAGCGCUCCACGAUGCUUGGCUGCCUACGGAUUGCAGUGAGCGGCAGCUUUGCUCCUCCUCCCCAUCUCUGCCGCCGCUGACUCUGCCCACCGGAGCUGCACAGAGCAGGAAUGGAGGGGGACUUGGCCAGGAGCGCAGCCCGGCUGCCCGCGCUGCUGCUGGCGCUGCUCGGCUUCGCGCCAGAGCUCCUGUUUGGCCAGGUGCGGGCGCAGCCCCAGCAGGUGUCUGGCGUCCUGGGGGGCUCGGUGCUGCUCUCCCCGGUGCUGCCCCCUGGCAGCAGGGUGAAGGAGAUCGAGUGGAGCUUCUCCUCUGGUGCCGGUGCCACCAUCCAGGUGGCUGAAUUUGGCCCAGGGGGCUUCGAGCGCCCUGACCCCCAGGACCGCUUCAAGCAACGCCUGGAGAUGCCCAACGCCACAGCGCUGAGGAUCGGGACCCUGGAGCUGGGAGACAGCGGGGUCUAUGGGGCACGGAUCAAACUGCACCCGGCGCUGGUGGAGGACCAAUCCUUCAACCUCUCUGUCUACGAGUCGGUGCCGAGGCCCCGGACCCACAGCCAACUGCUGGCCAGCACCCUGGAGUGGUGCAACCUGACCUUGCAGUGCCAGGGCACUGGCAAAGGGGCCGUCAACGUCACCUGGAGGAGGGACAACGGCCGGCAGGAGCUGGGCACGGACCGCUCGCAGCUGUCCCCGGAUGGCACCACGCUGCGCCUGGCCCUGCAGCCUGGCACCGCCAACGCCACCUACACCUGCACUGUCAGCAACCCUGCUGACCAGAAGGUCGUCCCUUUCGACCUGCAGAGCAUCUGCCGCAGCGGAGGAGGACAGGUGUCCUUCUCCAAGUCGGGGUACAUCGUCCUCACCCUCAUCCUGCUGGCUGUCAGCCUUGGCGGAGCCUUCUGGUGCUGGCGGCUCAACAGCGAGAAGUCAGCAGAUCCAGCUGCCACCCCCACAGCACCGGCAGAGGAGAGCCCCCCAGAGCCGCAGUACACCGAGAUCGUGCACCGCAGCCCCCCGGAAGGUAAUGACCAGGGCCUACGUCCCCCUGAAAACAACCCAGAGCCGACCUCAACGGAGAAAGCACCGGGCAGCACCGUGUAUGAGCAGAUCCACCAGGAGCCAGAGGACACGGCCGAGGAGGUGACAUAGGCCCUCAGGCGCCGACAGCGCUGGAGCAUCAGGAUGUAACUGAAGGGCUGUAACGUGCAUUGUGUGCCAAACCCGACCCCUCUCCAGCCCCU
This is a messenger RNA of Phasianus colchicus (ring-necked pheasant), 3901 nucleotides long. RefSeq names its product SLAM family member 8-like. Gene Ontology annotation, cellular component: membrane. NCBI's taxonomy places the organism in Eukaryota, Metazoa, Chordata, Aves, Galliformes, Phasianidae. The record is from RefSeq and is a predicted model, not a curated record.